UUCUUCAUUUUAAAAAUAUAUCAAUAAGUGAUGAAAUGAAUCCUUCAAUUCAGCUUUAUUCAUUUUAAAAGACCAAAACAAUGUUAUUCCAUCCAUCCAAAGAGUCUAAGUAAGGCAUAUACAAAAUAAAUGAAUUGCGCGCGUUUGCAUAAAACUUGAUCAACUUUGAAAUUGAAACUGGAAGAAGUAAAAGAUUGAAGAAAAAUGGAGGGAAAGUCGAUGAAAUCGGAAUCACAACCACUGAACGCGAUUCUACUCACCAAAAUCAAAGAAUUCACUCGAGAUUUACUGCUGAAUCUCAGCAACGGACACUCACCGAUCAUUCUCCUCGAUCGAUUCAGAAAUCACUGCAUCCUUCCAGAUUCCAACUGUUUCUGUAGUUCCAAUUUGCCGUGUGGCAAGCAGGUUCUCACACUUUGCAAGGAAACGCACGUUCACAGGCUAGAUGUCAUGUUGAGAGUUCUGCUGAUUGUUCAGAAGCUUUUGCAAGAGAACAAACAUUGUUCCAAGAGAGAUAUUUAUUACAUGCAUCCAUCUGUGUUUUUGGACCAAUCAGUUGUGGAUCGUGCUAUUAAUGAUAUAUGUGUCCUUAUGCAGUGCAGUCGCCAUAACCUCAAUGUGGUUUCUGCCGGGAAUGGGUUAGUUAUGGGCUGGAUAAGAUUUGUCGAAGGAAAAAAGGUAUUUGACUGCAUCAGUUCUCCCAACACGGCUCACCCUAUUCCUGUUUAUGUCGAAGAAAUUAAAGAUAUUGUAAAUGUUGCUGACUACAUAUUAGUUGUUGAGAAAGAAUCAGUUUUCCAGAGAUUAGCAAAUGACCAGUUCUGCAACGCAAACCGUUGCAUUGUCAUUUCUGGAAGAGGCUACCCAGAUAUUCCUACAAGAAGGUUUUUGCGGCUUCUGGUUGAGAAUUUGCACAUACCUGUUUAUUGCUUGGUGGAUUGUGAUCCUUAUGGCUUUGAUAUCUUAACCACUUAUAAAUUUGGCUCAAUGCAAAUGGCUUAUGACACGAAACAUCUUCGUGUCCCAGAGAUAUCCUGGCUUGGAGCUUUUCCUUCAGAUUCUGAGAAAUACUUUGUUCCAAAGCAGUGCCUCCUUCCUUUGACUGCUGAAGAUAAGAGAAAAAUUAAAGCCAUGUUGCUUAGAUGCUAUCUGCAAAGAGAGGUCCCACAAUGGAGGUUGGAGCUCGAAAUGAUGUUGGAGAAAGGAGUGAAGUUUGAGAUUGAAGCUUUAUCUGUGCACGCACUUUCAUUCUUGACAGAGUCUUAUAUACCAUCCAAAAUUCAUGGUCAAGUUAACAUCUAGGGUGUCAUCUAGGAUCUUUGAUCAAUUUUUGUCUACCAAGUGAUACUAUAUGCCAUUGUUACCAAGGGUGUAAGAUUGAGACUACGCUUUAAGCAAAAAGAUACAUAA
Molecule: messenger RNA, 1410 nt
Organism: Lathyrus oleraceus (garden pea)
Lineage: Eukaryota; Viridiplantae; Streptophyta; Magnoliopsida; Fabales; Fabaceae
Product: meiotic recombination protein SPO11-1
Exons: 15
Coding region: 205-1302 (365 amino acids)
Biological process (GO): meiotic DNA double-strand break formation; meiotic DNA double-strand break processing; reciprocal meiotic recombination
Cellular component (GO): nuclear chromosome
Molecular function (GO): ATP binding; DNA binding; DNA topoisomerase type II (double strand cut, ATP-hydrolyzing) activity
Source: RefSeq, a predicted model, not a curated record